AUGCCUCCACGGACCCGCAAGGACUUCGAAAUUGCGAUUAUCUGUGCCCUGCCUGUGGAAGCCGAUGCGGUGGAAGCAUUAUUAGAUGAACAUUAUGAUAGUCACACAUAUGGUAAGCAGGAAGGGGACGACAACACGUAUGCCACAGGAAGGAUCGCCGGCCACCAUAUCGUGCUAGCCUUUAUGCCAGGGAUGGGAAAUCGGAGUUCUGCCAGCGUCGCUCGAGGCCUGCGAAUCAGUUUUGCACAGAUCAAGCUCGCUCUGGUGGUCGGGAUCUGUGGCGGAGCACCAUAUUCAACAGACAAUACGGAGAUCAUCUUAGGUGAUGUGAUCAUUAGCGAUAGUGUUGUUGAAUAUGAUUUUGGCCGACAAUAUCCUGACGGCUUUGUGCGGAAAAGUGGUGUUAAAGAGACAUUUGGGCAGCCUAAUCAAGAGAUUCGAUCUUUCCUCAACAGUUUACGAACCUCCAGAAAACGAACUCUGAUUCAACAACAAAUCAUGGAGCAUCUGCAAGACCUUCAAGGACACAAUGAGAGAGACUGGACUUAUCCUGGUGUCUCACAAGAUAUCCUGUUUCCUGCCUCUUAUCGCCAUAGACAUUAUGAGCAAGAUCCAGCUGUAGAAUGCGUCUGCAUUGACUGCCAUUCUAACCAAGACCCGGUGUGCGAGCUAGCGUUAAAGAGUGACUGCCAACGACUAGGUUGUGCAGGACAGUCGAUUCAGCGACGCAGGCUUGACAAAGAUAAACCAGGGGCCUUUAUUCACAUUGGCACAGUAGCUUCGGCAAACACAGUGAUGAGAUCAGGUGAGCAUCGCGACAGACUAGCCGAAAACGAGGGCAUCAUUGGAUUUGAGAUGGAAGGUGCUGGAGUAUGGGAUAAUCUACCCUGCAUCAUUAUCAAAGGCGUGUGCGACUAUACAGACAGUCAUAAAAACAAGGCAUGGCAGAACUAUGCGUCGGCAACUGCAGCGUGUUGUACUAAAGCUUUCUUGGAAAAUUGGACAACCGGUCUUCAGCAACAGCGACCAGAAAUAUCAAGUCAUUCUCAGCCAUCUUCAACGGUCCCCUUUGAGAGAGAUGAAAUGUUUGUUGGUCGAGAGGACAUUAUCAUGAGUAUCAAGAAGGCUAUUCAGGGAAGAACUGGGCGGACUUCUAAGCGUGCCGCACUUGUUGGUCUAGGAGGGAUAGGAAAAUCUCAGAUAGCGAUCGAGUAUACAUACCGUGUUCGAGAAUCUGCGCCUAACACAUGGAUAUUUUGGGUCCACGCUAGUAAUACGACGAGAUUUGAGCAAGGGUACCGAGAUAUUGCAACAAUAGCAAAGGUUCCUGGAUGCGACGAUCCAAAAUCUGACAUCCUCCAGCUAGUCCAUAAAUGGCUAUUUGAUGAGAAGAACGGCAGCUGGCUGAUGGUUCUGGAUAACGCGGACGAUAUUGAUACCUUUUUCAACUCUGGUAAAAACGUGCCGUUAGUGGAUUACUUACCUCGUGUUUCCCACGGAUCAAUUUUGAUUACAUCACGAAAUCAGACCGCGGCACGAAAUAUAGUGGGGCCUUACGGUCAGAUGAUACCAGUCGAGCCAAUGAACACGCAUGAUGCUAUUGCCUUGUUGCGAACUCGCGUUAAUAGCAUCCGGCAUCCGGUCAUCACUACGUGGCAGAUCUCAUUUGAUCAGAUCCGACGUAUCUCUCCGAAAGCGACAGAUCUACUGGCAUUGAUGAGUAUGUUUGAUCGACAAGGGAUUCCGGAAGAGCUGAUUAGUGAAGGGAUGGAUCAAUUAGGAUUCGAGGAUGCAAUGGCUCCACUAAUGAGCUUUUCUCUUGUGCAGGUCGAGGUUGGAGGACGGUUGUUCGAGUUACACCGACUUGUACAAUUAUCCAUCCGACAGUGGUUAAAGAAACAAGGCCUGGCCCAUCAAUUAGCCAAGCGAAGCCUGCGAGUAAUGGAAACUAUAUUUCCAAGUGGAGAUUAUGAAACAACAGCAUCUUGUCACAUGCUCCUUCCACAUUUGAAAGAGGCGAUCCGUUUUACUGAGGAGUUAUAUUGGGAGUUAGAUGAGGAGGAUCACUUGAAUGUGUCGAGCGUUGCCAAUCGAUGUGGUUGGUAUCUCCAUCUUAUGGGGAAAUAUGUCGAGGCUGAAACUAUGCAUCGACGAGCACUCGCUGGCAGAGAGAAAUUCCUAGGCGCUGAACAUCUUGAUACAUUGAUUAGUGUUGAUAAUUUGGGCUCAGUACUUAAAAGCCAAGGGAAAUAUGAAGACGCGGAGGCCAUGCAUCGACGAGCACUUGCUGGCAAAGAAAAAGUGUCAGGCGCUGAACAUCCUGACACACUGAUCAGUGUCAAUAAUUUAGGUUUAGUGCUUGAAAGUCAGGGGAAAUAUGAGGCGGCAGAGGCCAUGCAUCGACGAGCACUCGCUGGCAAAGAAAAAGUGUUAGGUGCUGAACAUCCUGAGACACUGACCAGUGUCGAUAAUCUAGGCUUUGUGCUUAAAAGUCAGGGGAAAUAUGAGGCGGCGGAGGCCAUGCAUCGACGAGCACUCACUGGCAAAGAGAAAGUGUUAGGUGCUGAACAUCCUGAGACACUGACCAGUGUCGAUAAUCUAGGCUUUGUGCUUAAAAGUCAGGGAAAACAUGAGGAGGCAGAGGCCAUGCAUCGACGAGCACUUGCUGGUAGUGAGAAAAUGCUAGGCGCUGAACAUCCUGACACACUGAUCAGUGUCAAUAAUUUAGGCUUAGUGCUUGAAAGUCAGGGGAAAUAUGAGGCGGCAGAGGCCAUGCAUCGACGAGCACUCGCUGGCAAAGAAAAAGUGUUAGGUGCUGAACAUCCUGAGACAUUGACCAGUGUCGAUAAUCUAGGCUUUGUACUUCAAAGUCAGAGAAAAUAUGAGGCGGCGGAGGCCAUGCAUCAACGAGCACUCACUGGCAAAGAGAAAGUGUUAGGUGCUGAACAUCCUGAGACACUGACCAGUGUCGAUAAUCUAGGCUUUGUGCUUAAAAGUCAGAGAAAAUAUAAGGAGGCAGAGGCCAUGCAUCGACGAGCACUUGCUGGUAGUGAGAAAAUUCUGGGCGCUGAACAUCCUGACACAUUGAUCAGUGUCAAUAAUCUAAGCCUUGUGCUUGAAAGUCAGGGGAAAUAUGAGGCGGCAGAGGCCAUGCAUCGACGAGCACUCGCUGGCAAAGAAAAAGUGUUAGGCGCUGAACAUCCUGAGACACUGACCAGUGUCGAUAAUCUAGGCUUUGUACUUCAAAGUCGGGGAAAAUAUGAGGAGGCAGAGGCCAUGCAUCGACGAGCACUUGCUGGUAGUGAGAAAAUGCUAGGCGCUGAACAUCCUGACACACUGAUCAGUGUCAAUAAUUUAGGCUUAGUGCUUGAAAACCAGGGAAAAUAUGAGGAGGCAGAGGCCAUGCAUCGACGAGUACUCGCUGGCAAAGAGAAGUCCCGUGAUGAGUUCACGAUCGCGAUAAUCUGCGCCCUGCCUCUAGAGGCGCAGGCUAUGAUGGCAUUAUUCGAUGAACGCUACGAUGAGCUGGGUCCCAUACAUGGCAAGCACGUGGGCGACGCCAACAUUUAUACAACUGGAAGAAUCAAAAAUCAUGAUGUCGUGUUGGCUUACAUGCCGGGUAUGGGAAAUCGAACGUCCGCUGGCGUCGCUAGUGUCUUGCCCGUCAGUUUCACGGGAAUCAAGCUAGCUUUACUUGUCGGCAUCUGCGGUGGAGUACCGUAUACAUCUGAUCGUACGGAGAUCGUCCUGGGCGACAUUAUUAUCGGCGAUAGGGUGAUUGAGUACGAUUUUGGCAGACAGUACCCGGAUGGGUUCGAACGGAAAAAAGGUAUCAUGGAAGCGCCCGCAUCACCUAAUCGAGAAAUUCGGUCCUUCCUGAACUUUUUGCGAACUCUACAAAUGAGAGAUCUAGUACAAAGGCAAACCACGGAAUACCUGAAAAUGCUUCAAGAAAUGAAAGGAAAUCAGUGGAUGUAUCCAGGUAUUUUACAGGACCGGUUAUUCGACGCCUCUUAUCGCCACAAGCACUAUAAUCAAAAAUCUAUAGCAGAAUGCAUCUGUGCUGAUUGCCACUCGAGCUUCGAUCCAGUCUGCCAGCAGGCAUUGAAGAGUGACUGUGGGACGGUUGGAUGUGCAGGAGAUUUGGUUCCGCGACGCCGACUACAUUCCGACAACCCGGCACCGAUCAUUCAUAUUGGCAAGAUUGCGUCAGCGAGCUCUGUGAUGAAGUCUGGUGAGCAUCGUGAUCAACUGGCUGAAAAGGAGGGGGUGAUUGGAUUUGAGAUGGAGGGUGCUGGAGUAUCGGACAGCCUGCCUUGUGUGAUCAUCAAAGGUGUUUGCGAUUACGCAGACAGUCAUAAAAAUAAGGCAUGGCAGAACUAUGCUGCAGCAACAGCAGCAUCUUGUGCGAAAUGUAUCUUGGCGUACUGGCAGGAUGGUUCUCAGCAGCAGCCACGUAAAACCUUAAGUCGUCCUAAGCCAUCUUCAACGGUUCCCUUUGAGAGAGACGAGAUGUUUGUUGGUCGAGAAGACAUCAUCGUGAGUAUUAGGAACGCUCUUCAAGGAAGAACGGUGCAUACUUCAAAGCGUGCCGCACUCGUUGGCUUGGGGGGCGUAGGCAAAUCUCAGAUCGCAAUCGAGUAUACAUACCGUAUUCGAGAAUCUGCGCCGAAUACUUGGAUAUUUUGGGUUCACGGGAGUAAUACAUCGAGAUUUGAGCAAGGGUAUCAAGAUAUUGCAGCAGUCGCAAAGAUUCCUAGGCGCGAUGAUCCAAAAUACGAUGUCCUCGGGCUGGUUAAGAAUUGGCUAUGUGACGAGACGAAUGGCAACUGGUUGAUCAUUCUAGACAAUGCAGACGAUAUGGAUAUCUUUUUUAACACAUUUGGCGACAAUACGCCUUUAGUUGAUUACCUGCCUCAUGUUUCCCAUGGAUCCAUUUUGGUUACCUCCCGAAAUCAGACAGCGGCACGGAACAUCGUGGGACAUCGCGGUCAAGUGAUACCAGUGAAGCCAAUGGGCACUAAUGAUGCCAUUACCCUAUUGAAAACCCGCAUUACGGUGGAUCAAUCGUAUGAAACUGAAGCGAAACUCCUCGUUGAGGCACUUGAAUGCAUUCCCCUGGCAAUUGCACAAGCUGGUGCAUACAUUUUGAAUCGCUCACCCCGAACGAGUUUGUCGACCUACCUGCAACUUUUUCAACAAAGCUUAGUGCUCUCAAGACAAGGGAAGUAUAAAGAAGCUGCAAUUAUGCACCAACAAGCUCUUAUUGGUAGAGAAAAUGUGCUGGGCGCUGAUCACCCUAACACCUUAACCUGUGUUGGUAUUCUUGGCUGGGUCUUUUCGAGACAGGGGAAGUACAAGGAGGCUGAAAUCAUGCAAUGGCGAGCAUUAAGUGGCAGAGAAAGGGUGUUAGGGACUGAACAUCCUGACACACUAAUUAGUGCUAGUAUUCUGGGCUCAGUAAUGUCGAGACAAGGAAAAUAUGAGGAGGCUGCAAUUAUGCAUCGCAAAACUUUGGCUAGCAGGGAGAAAGCGCUAGGCACUGAGCAUCCAGAUACACUAUCGAGCAUCAAUAACUUAGGCUCGGUACUCAGAUGCCUGGGAAAGUACGAGGAGGCUGCAAUGUUGCACCAACAGGUCCUUGUGGGAAGACAGAAAGUGCUAGGCACUGAACAUCCUCACACACUUGCCAGCGUUAAUAAUCUAGGCUUAGUGCUUGAAAAACAGGGACAUUAUGAGAAGGCUAUAAUGAUGCAUCACCAGGCUCUUGCUGGAAGACAGAAAGUGCUAGGUACUGAACAUCCUAACACACUUGCCAGUAUGAAUAAUCUAGGCUUGGCGCUUGAAAAACAGGAAAAGUAUGAGGAGGCUGCAAUUAUUGUUAAUAAUUUUGGAUUGGUGCUUGAAAAACAGGGAAAGUUUGAGGAGGCCGCAAUUAUGCACAAACGAGCUCUAUCAGGCAGAGAAAAGGUGCUAGGUGCUAAACACCCUAACACAAUUGCCAGUGUUAACAACUUGAUCCGGGUAUUGGCAAAACAAGGGAAGGUUGAGGCUGCAACAUUCACCCAUCACAGGAAGCAUGGAGAGGCUCUGCACUGA
This is a messenger RNA of Talaromyces rugulosus, 6099 nucleotides long. RefSeq lists its product as uncharacterized. Gene Ontology annotation, biological process: nucleoside metabolic process. The coding region runs from base 1 to 6099 and encodes 2032 amino acids. The transcript has 9 exons. Lineage: Eukaryota; Fungi; Ascomycota; Eurotiomycetes; Eurotiales; Trichocomaceae. The record is from RefSeq and is a predicted model, not a curated record. Gene Ontology annotation, molecular function: protein binding; catalytic activity.